CUUGGAUUGUGCAGGCAGAUUGAGCAUUCCUCCAGCCAAUAUUGCGAGGAUCGCAUGUUAGGAUUGAGGUCUUCAAGACAUGCUAUCUUAAAUGGGCAAAAGAGUCUUGGAAUUUGCAUGCUUUGGGCUUGGACAUUAUAAUGCAUUGGCGCAGACAAUUAAAUAUACUCAGUCGGCACUGCCAGAUUUCUAGGCACACCUCUGCAACGACCUGCACACUGCACCCACGGGACAAAUUGUGGACAAGCCAAAGAGUUGACCUGCUGGUCGGAAAGACGUCAUUUGAUACAUUGUUCAUGGAUGUUCACAUCUAAUCUCAGCACUGCUUGAAAAGUAAGGGAGAGCUUUUGUGGCUCAAGACUUUGAAUCUUCUUCCACUGCUCUACAGCUCUACGCUCCGCUUUGUAUCAUGGACAAUGCACAAUACCAAGACAUGGGAUCAGGUGCCACGUUCCGUCGCACGGCAAGGGAAUCGACUAUUCGUGCCAACAUGUUUGCAAUCGAAUGUGCUGCUGUGCUAAUUCUCUACUGGUACUUUCUGCAGUCAUACGUGAGUUGGAAACGGUGCAGCCUGUUACUGCUUUUUGGCAUUGUUUACAUGGCUCGCUUGAAUAUCAUGGCUCGGUGGCUUCUGCCUCGUGAGUUGGCAAUGGAAGAGUUGACAGUGGUCAUUGCGUGGAUUGCUUGUAUUCUGUCUUCAAUCAGCAUUGGGGCUGCCUGCCGGGGCGAGAUUAGCUUUCUCCAGUUUUGGCUUGCUCUUGUUUUAUAUAGCUUUGGUUCCUGGUUAAAUAGCUGGUCUGAGUUGCAACGCAAAUGGUGGAAGGCCAAGCCAGAGAACAAGGGCCGCUGCUACACACUUGGCUUGUUUGCUUGGAGCCGAAACAUCAACUACUUUGGAGACGUGAUUCUAUUUGCGGGGUGGGAAGCCUACCUCUCAGAACGCUACAAGUCGGAGUGGCCAGGAUACGUUUCAAGUACAAAGUCCUUUAUUCCUUUCGUAUGUUAAGCUUUCAACCGGAUGAGACUGCAAAUCGAGAGGAUCAUUCACUCAGCCUGAGCUUGUGGUUGCAAAAGCUGCAGUCCCUUAGUUGACCACUGCUACCUGAUAUAUACAGUGAUUCCUUGUCUUUGUGGUCCCUGCUGAAUCCCUGUCACAAAGCUACUACGCCCAGAGAUGCUGAGCGAUGCUGAGCCUUUAGCUCAGGAGCUUAGCUUUGCCUCCUUUUUUGACGUUCAAUCAAGCCAAAGACCGCUAAUCUGGUUUGUAGUUGAG
Durusdinium trenchii is the source of this 1273-nucleotide messenger RNA. The record is from the annotation of a GenBank genome assembly. Lineage: Eukaryota; Dinophyceae; Suessiales; Symbiodiniaceae.